This is a messenger RNA of Osmerus eperlanus (European smelt), 1144 nucleotides long. RefSeq names its product calcitonin gene-related peptide-like. The record is from RefSeq and is a predicted model, not a curated record. Lineage: Eukaryota; Metazoa; Chordata; Actinopteri; Osmeriformes; Osmeridae. Bases 141 to 524 code for a protein of 127 amino acids. Gene Ontology annotation, molecular function: hormone activity; calcitonin receptor binding. Gene Ontology annotation, biological process: adenylate cyclase-activating G protein-coupled receptor signaling pathway; regulation of cytosolic calcium ion concentration. The transcript has 5 exons. Gene Ontology annotation, cellular component: extracellular region.
UGGAUAUAUAGGCUUGUGCAUUGACUCCGCUUGCAACAGAAUCAAGAGUUGGUCUUCAAGUUGAGAGAAGUCAACUUAGUGUUUGAUAUAUAUAUAUAUAGCUCUAUUUUUUUGCAAGGUGAUUAUCACUGAAGGGGACCAUGGUUAUGUUGAAGAUCUCUGCUUUCCUUGUUACCUAUGCCCUGGUCAUAUGCCAGAUGUACAGCUCACAAGCGGCCCCUGCCAGACCGGGCAUAGACUCCAUGACAGAUCACGUCACACUCACGGACUAUGAGGCACGGAGGUUACUCAACGCCAUAGUCAAGGAGUUUAUGCAGAUGACAGCCGAGGAGCUGGAGCAGCAAGUCAACGAAGGCAAUAGCAGCGUUACAGCACAGAAGCGAGCCUGCAACACAGCAACCUGCGUGACUCACCGCCUGGCUGACUUCCUGAGCCGGUCAGGAGGCAUGGGCAACAGCAACUUUGUCCCCACCAACGUAGGCUCCAAGGCCUUCGGCCGGCGGAGGAGAAACACCCAGAUGUGAGCAUUCCAACCACCUUCAGGGAUAUGAGGUUGAACCUUCUCAGUGUGAGGACAUCAGAGUAACUGGGGAAAAAACAUCAACUACAAAUUCAAAAUAAACUGAGAUCACUGGCCCUUCAGUCUCCAACAGUCUUCAAAAAUUGAGACAACAUACUCCACUAAUGUUAUGAACCUUUCAUUUUUACUUUUGGCAAAGAAGAAAAAAAAAAAAAAAAACACCAUCCAAAGUUAUGUACAUAAACAAAUGACUCCUUAUAAUUUUUUUUUUUUUUUACACAUUUUCAUCAGAAAUAAAGAAAGAGCAGAAGUGGUUCUUUAUUAUUAUGUUUCUCUAUCUCUCUCUUUACUUACAGCACAUUUGUACCAUGUGACCCCUUAUAAGACCCAUCAUUCCUUUCCCUCGUCCCUGUCCCUGGCAGCACCUGUUUGCUGUUCUCCUGAGGGACGCCAUUAAAGAUCAGCCUUCCCUAGGCUCCCCCUCAAUGGCUGUGUCUUGUGCCUUGAUGUAGAACACUUUACAUGACAUGAUUGUACAGUAUGUUUCCAGAUACAAAGAAGACAAGAAUGAAGAGGAGAAAAAAAAAACGUAUUCCAGAGAUUAAUAUUGUAACGAUUGUGAAA